AUGCCAACCGCCAAAAGACAAAAGGGUGCGCGAAAGUCGGAAACCAACGAAGGCAGCUCGGCUCGUCCCGCAUCCACUGCCACAAACCAACGCGACGGAGAGUCUGAAUUCUCUCAGCUUGCCCAUCAACACUGGCUGAAGCCAUCCAAGCGGACCACCAAGGUCAAGAUCAAGAACGAUGUUCUCAAGAGCAUAUGGGAUUCGCUGGAGCGAGAUCAGUUCGCGCACAAGUCCUUACUAGAACUCGAAACUCUCCAGCUCCUCGAAAGUUAUCUUUGGCCAGGAUACACAGAAAACUCCUCACACCAUCAUGUUUUGCUCACAGUUUUUAUUGUGAAUACCAAGCGAAGGGAGCGACUCGACACAUGGACUCUGUUCGAGGACAGGCCCGCCGACUUCUCAAGCCUUUUUCGCCGUGUACUGUCCAUGAGUAUCGACCAGACGCUUGACAUAGCGAUAAGAACCCAAAUUCUCUGUUUUGUUAUCCAGGGAUUUCAAUCUCUGGAUUGCGGGAUUGUGCGGAAAGAAUGUGCUCCCCUUGUGUCAAUAUCAAUAUGGCACAACCUGGUGACCGAGGAGAAGCGUGAACAUCUUCUAGAUCAGGAUCUGCACUUGCACAAAGCGUGGAGGGCUGCUUUGAGAAGGUACGAGGCCGCAGACGAUGCCACAAAGGCCAGACUUCGUUUCGAGAGGUCUUGGCUUUACACGCUUGUGUUGGACUUCUAUGCUCUCUUAUACGGCAGCAACUCUACUCCAGAUGCCGUAAUCUACUGCGAGCGCUUCAUGGAGCUUCUUAUAGACCUUCAGAGCCAACUACCGACAAGACGCUAUGUCAACACACUGCUACAGGACCUUCAUAUCUGCACCGCCAUAAUUUUAUCUCCACUAUACAACGAUGAAGACAAUGGUCAUUUCCGCGACCUACAUGGGUUGUUUCAACACUUCACUUUCUUCAUAAUAAACGACUAUACGGGGGCGCAACUGAGCUCAACUGAAGCCUAUGACCGCAAGUGUGCAGAGCUUGCCAAGCUGCAGCGCAUAGCAUUCCAGCACUUCAGGGAGAAACUGUUGGUUCUAGCGCUCUCAAACUAUGGCUCUAUCGGGGACAGGGGAGAACUUGUAACCCUCUUGGAGCCACUGACAGACGAUGAGGUGUCCAGGCUGGCUUCUCUGCUGCUUCUGCGUACGUCAUUUCCAGAUGCAGCCAAACUGCCAGUUGACCGCAAAUUCUUAAUCGAGGUCCUACUGUCUGCGUUCGAGAAGAGGCAAACCUUCCGGGAUGUGAUUCGUGACAUGAACAUCAUGCCCACGGAACAGACGCUGUUCGAGAGUAGUCUAUUACGCACCGACAGUUAUAAUGGAUCUCAACCGCUUGCUUUGCCAAAACUCAAUCUCCAAUAUCUCUCAAUCGGGGACUUCCUGUGGCGGGCUUUUGUUCUCUACAGGUGUGAGUCCUUCUAUGGUAUUCGUAAGGAUGUCGAGGCUGCCUUGCAAAGGUUGAAGCCCAUCUCGACAAGGCCUGGUGAAACUUCAUUCGCGGGAAACUCCCGGAUGGCUUUACCAGUCAGCAAGCCAGCGGUUGUUGAUGUGGUUCCAGCUCAAGUUGGCGAUGACGCACCCUCGUUGGUCAAGGCUGAGGUCAUCAUAGACCUACGUCGCCUUGCUGAUGGUGUGAAGAAGGAUUGGGACUCCUUGAGACCAGAUGAUGUUGUAUUCCUCUUGGCAGUCGAUGCAUCAGCUUCAAAAGAGAAUGAAAAGGGCGGACCACCUCUUGGCGAAGGUCAAAAGCAGGGGUUGCUGGCCGUUCGUACGGCCGAGGUCAUGCAAAUUGUCGAUGACCGAGGUCGAGCCGUCAGAGAUGAUGGCUUCGGGCGAGGAGCGAUCCGGAGGUUGAUCCUCAAACUCGACCCAAAAAUGUACAAGUCUGACGUUGAAGGUCCGUCGCCCGCCAAAUCAGACAUUUAUCAACGAUUUAAUGUCGUGGUUCGACGAAGCGGAAGAGAAAACAACUUCAAACCUGUCUUGGAAUCUAUCAGAAGCCUUGCCCUCACCGACGUGCCCUUGGCGUCAUGGCUACACGAGGUUUUCCUAGGCUACGGUGACCCUGCCGCAGCUACAUACAAGCUUCUUCCCAACCGGAUCAAGACUCUGGAUUACAGGGAUACAUUCCUCGAUUGGCAGCAUCUUGUUGCUAGCUUGCCUGGCAGGAUAGUGGAGCCUGGAUUUGACGUCGAGGGCAGCUUUGGGCCUCCUUACGUCCUGGAGACGGUCGACAAGCCCGAAGAAGAGGUUUCAACUAAACAGUCAAAGAAGCGACGGAGAGACGCAGAGCCUGCCCUCAUAUCCGAAGUCGAGACGCUCAAAGUCUCUACCUACAAAACGCCCAAUAAUGGACCGUACCCUGCUGACAUUCCCAAGAAGAACAAUGUUCGCUUUACCCCCGCCCAGAUUGACGCCAUCAUAUCAGGCAGUCAGCCCGGCUUGACCGUCAUCGUUGGGCCACCGGGAACCGGCAAGACCGAUGUGGCUACCCAGAUCAUCAACAACAUCUACCACAACUUUCCCGAGCAGCGGACACUGCUUAUCGCUCACAGCAACCAGGCGCUAAACCAGUUGUUCUCCAAGAUUGUUGCUCUCGACAUUGACGAGCGCCACUUGUUGCGCCUGGGACAUGGCGAGGAAGACCUUGACGCUGGGGGCAACUUUGGCAAGGCUGGACGGGUAGAGUCUUUUCUCAAAAAUCGGGACAGGUACCUGCUAGAGGUCACCAAGCUGGCCGCUAGUAUUGGUGCUCCUGGGGCCCAUGGUAACUCGGCAGAGACAGCGGGUUACUUCAACUCUGUGUAUAUUGAGCCGGCCUGGGCCAGGUUUUUGGCCUUCAUCGAAGACACGUCACUUUCUGCCGCCGAGGUUGCGGCGGCAUUUCCGUUUGCAGAUUUCUUCGCCGAUGCACCUCAGCCUCUAUUUCCUCCGGAAGCAGACCGAGAAGCAGUUUUAGACAUCAUUAACGGAUGUCACCGACACAUCUCGAGGAUGUUUGAAGAGCUGGCUGACAUCCUACCUUUCGAGAUACUUCGACGUGAGAAGGACAAGGCAAAUUACCUCCUGACCAGCGAGGCACGCAUUAUCGCAAUGACAUCUACCCAUGCCGCAAUAAGACGGGGGGAGAUUGCGUCUCUUGGAUUCAAGUACGACAACGUUGUGGUGGAGGAGGCCGCACAAAUCACGGAAAUUGAGAGUUUCAUUCCUCUGGCCAUGCAAAAACCUAAAGCUGGACACAGUGGACUUCAACGCAUAGUCCUGUGCGGCGACCACUUACAGAACUCGCCCGUGAUCCAGAAUAUGGCGUUCCGUCACUACGCCAACCUGGAACAGUCCCUUUUCUCGCGCCUCGUGCGCCUCGGGGUCCCGACAAUAACUCUAGAUCAGCAAGGACGUGCUCGGCCGUCGAUCGCCAAGCUGUACCAGUGGAGGUACAGCAAUCUCGGGAACCUGCCUCAUGUUGAGACCAGCGAUGAAUUCUUGACGGCAAACGCCGGGUUCAAGUACGAUUAUCAGUUCAUCAACGUUCUGGACUACAAGGGCAAGGGGGAGUCUGAGCCCUCGCCUCACUUCAUCCAGAACCUAGGCGAGGCCGAGUACGCAGUCGCCAUCUACCAGUAUAUGCGGCUACUUGGGUACCCGGCGGAAAAAAUCAGCAUCCUUACAACCUAUGCUGGUCAGCGUGCCCUGGUACGUGAUGUGCUGAGACAUCGGUGUGGGCGCAGUCAGAUCUUUGGACUGCCAAAGAUUGUCACCACGGUGGACAAGUACCAGGGCGAGCAGAAUGACUAUAUCAUCCUGUCACUGACCCGCACAGCGCGAGUGGGCUACCUCAGAGAUGUCCGCCGUUUGACUGUCGCCCUCUCGCGAGCUCGACUGGGUCUUUACGUUGUUGGGCGGCGGCAGGUCUUUGAGUCUUGCCCAGAGCUGCGGCAGGCAUUUGAUAUCCUUCUGCAGCGGCCCGAUAAGCUGAGCCUUGUGACAGGGGAGCUGUGGCCCUCGCAAAGGAGCCUUGCGGAUGAAGCCGACAAGGAAACUGUACCAGGAGAAGUAGUCAUGGAAGACGUGAUACACAUGGGCCAGUAUGUGUACGAAAUGACGAUGACUAAAAUGGGGCAGAUGGGCACAGGGAAGGGACUCCCAAUGUUGCAAGAAGCAAAGGAAGACGAGUCUGCAGAUGCAGUGGAAGCUCUCCCACCCCCUCCAGCAGCCUCGGAGCCAAUGGAGGUCAUCGAAGACAGGGAAGUGGAAGGAAUAGAUACGGAGCUAGAAGAUGCAGGGUUGACAGAAAAUUAA
Molecule: messenger RNA, 4338 nt
Organism: Pyricularia pennisetigena
Lineage: Eukaryota; Fungi; Ascomycota; Sordariomycetes; Magnaporthales; Pyriculariaceae
Exons: 5
Coding region: 1-4338 (1445 amino acids)
Biological process (GO): mRNA splicing, via spliceosome
Cellular component (GO): catalytic step 2 spliceosome
Molecular function (GO): mRNA binding; helicase activity
Source: RefSeq, a predicted model, not a curated record